Molecule: messenger RNA, 312 nt
Organism: Cantharellus anzutake
Lineage: Eukaryota; Fungi; Basidiomycota; Agaricomycetes; Cantharellales; Hydnaceae
Exons: 1
Molecular function (GO): nucleic acid binding; ATP binding
Source: RefSeq, a predicted model, not a curated record
UAUUUACACCUACUUCGAUGUAAACUCAUGAACGCUGACUCCAUCCCUAUCCCAUAUGCUGAGCCAACGGAAGAUACAAUAAGGAGAAAUGUCGCUGAUGUCUUUGGGAAGAUUCUUUGUGGUUUCCAAUUGGGAGCAGUCAUUGCCCAGAUCCAUCCGAGGGAUUUGCUCUUGACAUCUGGGACUGGCUCUGGCAAAACUUUGAUAUACUGGGUGCCAUCAACGCUGAAUAAUGGUGGAAAGAUUCUAGUAGUCAUAACACCACUCACUGUCCUUGGCUCUCAGCAAACAACUGGACUCAGCACACUGUCA